This is a messenger RNA of Capsicum annuum, 978 nucleotides long. RefSeq names its product 26S proteasome regulatory subunit 8-like. The coding region runs from base 1 to 978 and encodes 325 amino acids. Gene Ontology annotation, molecular function: ATP hydrolysis activity; ATP binding; proteasome-activating activity. Lineage: Eukaryota; Viridiplantae; Streptophyta; Magnoliopsida; Solanales; Solanaceae. Gene Ontology annotation, cellular component: proteasome regulatory particle, base subcomplex. The record is from RefSeq and is a predicted model, not a curated record. Gene Ontology annotation, biological process: proteasome-mediated ubiquitin-dependent protein catabolic process. The transcript is spliced from 5 exons.
AUGAAAAGUUACGUGCACUGGAGACACCAUGGGGAACAAUCACAAAAGAGAGAUAACAAUAAAGCAAUUUACAGUAAAGAUGAAAACAAAGUCCAUGAUAAGGAUGAUGGGAUUCGUUCUAUGUUAGAAGAGGUUGCUGAAGGAUCGUUUGCCAAUUAUUCGGAGGAGACUGGUAAUAACGUGUGUAGCAAUAUGAGUGAGAAAGAAGCUACAACGUUUGACAAAUUGUUGAAAGAAGUUGAACGUGAAUUGUACCCGGGAUGUAAGAAAUUUUUGAAGCUUUCAUUUCUUGUGAAGUUUCUACACUUGCAAGUAUACAUUCAAUGGAGUAAUAAAUUAUUUGAUAUGUUGCUGGAGUUGUUAAAAGAGGCAUUGCCUACUGACAAGACACUUUCUAAGUCAUAUUAUGAUGCUAAAAACAUGCUGCAGGUUGAUACGUCGAGUCAACUAAAUAGAAAUGAUGUUGAGUCGACUAUCAUAGAUGCAAAUGUAAUUGAAUUGGAGGCUCAAACAGAAUAUGAAGUUGAAGAUUAUUAUAAUGGAGAAGAUUCUGACCAAGAGGAUAAAACUAUGGUUGAGUACAUCAGUGACAAUGAGGAGAAUAAAGGUAUUAAGAAAUCUGAUACUCGGUUAGCUGCACUAAGUCAAUGGGAUCUAGUUUUUGAUAAGCAGAUAAUGCAGGAGGAGCAACCUCUUCAGGCUAUUGAGAUUCCCAUUCUUCACCCUAAAAAAUAUAUCAAACUUGGAAUUAAUCCCCCUAAGGGUGUUCUCUGCUAUGGUCCUCCUGGUACUGGGAAAACAUUGCUUGCCCGAGCAGUUGCAAAUCGUACAGACGGACCUUCAUUUGCGUUCUUGAUGACACGCUCCAAGAGCGCCUGCAUUGUGUUUUCCGAUGAACUAGAUGCAAUGGAGAUGUAUGAUUUGAUGAUGGAGUCGGGGGAGACAAUAAAGUUCAAUAGAUCAUGCUUGAAAUUGUGA